CAAUGUUGUCUUUUUUUUUCUAGACAAAGUAAAUACUAUGUUUAUGUAACAACAAUAACACAUAUAAACUUUUUUCAUUGAACCAAUACAAAGGCUGCUGCUAAGGGACUAAGUUGACCAGUAUAUAAAUAGACAUUAAAUCCUCAAACAUGGCUGCUGGAAUGAAAAUCAUGGCGUCUUAUCCUUCAGAAAGGACAAAACUUAUGCCAGACAAAAAGGCUGGUAAAGUAGCUGUGCAGUCUGUACAGAUGGAAGUUGAGGAUGACAAAACACAUGAAGGUCUACAGCAAUAUUAUAUCACAAAAAUAGAAGAAGCACAGAUGGAAGUUGCAGAAAAGGUAAAAGAUUUAAGGCGAUUGGAAGCACAGCGUAAUGAAUUAAAUGCAAAAGUCCGUCUACUGCGUGAAGAGUUGCAGCUUCUGCAGGAGCAAGGUUCGUAUGUUGGAGAAGUUGUGAAACCAAUGGACAAAAAGAAGGUUUUAGUUAAGGUCCAUCCCGAAGGCAAAUAUGUUGUAGAUUUAGACAAAGGAAUCGAAAUGAGCGAAAUUACAGCUAAUCUUAGAGUGGCUUUGAGAAAUGAUAGCUAUACACUUCAUAAAAUCUUGCCAAAUAAGGUUGACCCACUUGUUAGUUUGAUGAUGGUUGAAAAAGUUCCUGAUUCAACAUACGAAAUGAUUGGUGGUUUAGAUAAACAAAUAAAAGAAAUUAAAGAAGUUAUUGAGCUUCCUGUGAAACACCCGGAAUUAUUUGAAGCUCUUGGAAUAGCCCAGCCUAAGGGUGUACUUUUAUAUGGUCCUCCUGGUACUGGAAAAACCCUGUUGGCUCGUGCAGUUGCACAUCAUACGGAGUGUACUUUUAUAAGAGUUUCGGGGUCAGAACUGGUGCAGAAAUUUAUUGGUGAAGGCUCAAGAAUGGUUCGUGAGCUUUUUGUUUUGGCACGCGAGCAUGCGCCGUCUAUAAUUUUCAUGGAUGAGAUCGAUUCAAUUGGUUCAUCUCGUAUUGAUUCUGGUGGAUCUGGUGGAGGAGACAGUGAAGUUCAAAGAACCAUGCUGGAGCUGCUGAAUCAAUUGGACGGUUUCGAACCCACUCAAAACAUUAAAGUCAUCAUGGCCACCAAUCGGAUAGAUAUAUUAGAUAGCGCGUUGCUAAGACCUGGACGUAUAGAUCGAAAAAUUGAAUUCCCUGCUCCUAAUGAAGAUGCCCGUGCCGAUAUUUUGAGGAUUCAUUCUCGUAAAAUGAACUUAACACGUGGUAUCAACUUGAAAAAAAUUGCUGAAGCCAUGCCUGGUGCAAGUGGUGCGGAAAUUAAGGGUGUUUGUACAGAAGCUGGUAUGUAUGCUCUCCGUGAACGUCGUGUGCACGUGACACAAGAAGAUUUUGAAAUGGCAGUGGCAAAGGUGAUGCAGAAAGAUUCCGAAAAGAAUAUGUCGAUUAAGAAACUGUGGAAAUAGAUAAUUUUCGUUAAGUUUUUGUGUUCUUCUAACUUUGUAAAAUUUCGGCGUGAACAUGUACAUUCACUUUUUAUUUAAAAAGGAUUUUUUACAAAGGCUGGCUUGCAAGCUUUUUUAGGAGUCUUUCCCUUUGUUGCCAUUUUCAUGUGGCCAAUUUGUCAUUCUUCUCGGGAGAGAGUUUUCCUGUCCGCGAAAGGAGGUGAUCUAUUGGUGACGAAAAUGUAAAAUUUAUGACAAAAAGAUGCAUCACAAUAAAGAUAGACAUCAUUGCUUAGGUGCAUGCACGCCGACAUUGUAUAAGGCGUUUAAGUCAUGUGGUAUCCUCGCUUGUAUAUUCAGCGUCCAAAUGUUAAAUAUAUGCAAAUUGUCUAA
This is a messenger RNA of Hydractinia symbiolongicarpus, 1823 nucleotides long. Its product is annotated as 26S proteasome regulatory subunit 8. Lineage: Eukaryota; Metazoa; Cnidaria; Hydrozoa; Anthoathecata; Hydractiniidae. The coding region runs from base 150 to 1451 and encodes 433 amino acids. Gene Ontology annotation, molecular function: ATP binding; ATP hydrolysis activity; proteasome-activating activity. The transcript has 14 exons. The record is from RefSeq and is a predicted model, not a curated record. Gene Ontology annotation, cellular component: proteasome regulatory particle, base subcomplex. Gene Ontology annotation, biological process: proteasome-mediated ubiquitin-dependent protein catabolic process.